Molecule: messenger RNA, 1500 nt
Organism: Trichoderma aggressivum f. europaeum
Lineage: Eukaryota; Fungi; Ascomycota; Sordariomycetes; Hypocreales; Hypocreaceae
Exons: 5
Coding region: 1-1500 (499 amino acids)
Biological process (GO): ATP metabolic process; proton transmembrane transport; vacuolar acidification
Cellular component (GO): proton-transporting V-type ATPase, V1 domain
Molecular function (GO): proton-transporting ATPase activity, rotational mechanism; ATP binding
Source: RefSeq, a predicted model, not a curated record
AUGGCGGACCCACGCAAUUCGUCAUCCUACUCAGUUGUGCCGCAACUGCAGUACAACACCGUGAGCGGUGUCAAUGGUCCGCUGGUUAUUGUCGAGAAUGUCAAAUUCCCGCGAUACAAUGAGAUCGUCACUCUUACGCUGCCCGACGGAACGGAGAGAAACGGACAGGUUCUGGAAGCCCGAGGUGGGAAGUGCAACAUCCAGACUCGUGUCAAGUUUACCGGCCAGAACCUUAAGCUCGGUGUCUCGGAGGACAUGCUUGGCCGUAUUUUUGAUGGAUCUGGACGAGCCAUCGACAAGGGCCCCAAGGUGCUGCCAGAAGAGUACCUCGACAUCAACGGCAGUCCCAUUAACCCCUUCUCUCGAGAAUACCCCGAAGAAAUGAUUGCGACUGGUAUCUCGGCCAUCGACACGAUGAACUCGAUCGCUCGAGGACAAAAGAUUCCCAUCUUCUCGGCCUCUGGUCUGCCGCACAACGAAAUUGCUGCUCAGAUUUGCCGACAGGCUGGCUUGGUCAAGCAGAAGGGAAUUACCAACAAGGGUGUUCAUGACGGCCACGAGGAGAACUUUUCCAUUGUGUUCGGUGCCAUGGGUGUCAACUUGGAGACUGCUCGAUUCUUUACCCGUGACUUUGAAGAGAACGGCAGUCUGGGGCGUACUACUCUGUUCCUCAACCUUGCCAACGAUCCUACUAUCGAGCGUAUUAUUACCCCCCGUCUUGCCCUUACGACAGCCGAGUACUACGCCUACCAGCUCGAGAAGCACGUCUUGGUCAUCCUGACUGAUUUGUCGGCCUACUGCGAUGCUCUUCGUGAGGUUUCCGCCGCUCGAGAAGAAGUUCCCGGUCGUCGUGGUUUCCCCGGUUACAUGUACACGGAUUUGUCGACCAUCUACGAACGAGCUGGCCGUGUGACGGGACGAAACGGCUCCAUCACCCAGAUCCCCAUCUUGACCAUGCCCAACGACGAUAUUACCCACCCCAUCCCCGAUCUGACAGGAUACAUUACCGAGGGACAGAUUUUCGUCGACCGACCUCUGUACAACCGUGGCAUCUACCCGCCCAUCAACGUGCUGCCGUCGCUGUCGCGUUUGAUGAAGUCUGCCAUUGGUGAGGGCAUGACGCGCAAGGAUCACGGCGAUGUGUCCAACCAGCUGUAUGCCAAGUACGCCAUUGGCCGUGAUGCCGCCGCCAUGAAGGCUGUCGUUGGUGAGGAGGCCCUGUCAUCCGAGGACAAGCUGUCGCUCGAGUUCCUGGACAAGUUUGAGCGCCAGUUCAUCAGCCAAGGCGCGUACGAGUCCCGAUCGAUCUACGAGUCCCUGGAUCUGGCCUGGAGCCUGCUCCGCAUCUACCCCAAGGACUUGCUCAACCGUAUCCCGGCCAAGAUCCUCAACGAGUUCUACCAGCGAUCUCAAAAGGACGCCAAGGCAAAGGGCAAGGCGCGAGCCGAAGUGGCCUCAAACGACAGGCAGCAGGCUGAGGAGAACCUAAUUGACGCAUAG